Messenger RNA from Trypanosoma conorhini, 1047 nucleotides. Its product is annotated as putative GTPase activating protein. The coding region runs from base 1 to 1047 and encodes 348 amino acids. The record is from RefSeq and is a predicted model, not a curated record. The transcript has a single exon. NCBI's taxonomy places the organism in Eukaryota, Euglenozoa, Kinetoplastea, Trypanosomatida, Trypanosomatidae.
AUGAGCAAGGCGCCUUUCGCAGCAGACCAGCGGCGGCCGCUGGAAGACCUCAUAGCCCUGACAGGCCUUAAGCCGAAAUAUGCGAAGGGGUGUUUUGACCGUUUUGGCGGAUUUGCGCCGGCGUUGGCCUCUUUUGCCCAGUCCUACGCGGCGUUGCCAAACGAAUACUUUGAUCGCCGCCACGUUGUGAAGGCAAAUAUGCCUCGCAUUAACGAAGAGCUGAAACUUAUUUACAAGCGGGCAAGGUGGAUUAAGCAGCAGUUGGGGAAGGAUACAGAGACGGUCUGGGCAGCCUACUACGCAGACCCCGCGUCGUCGACGACAUCCUGGUCCGUUGUCCAGUCUCCCAAGCGCAUGAGAAAAGUCAGCUAUUGUGAGCCGUCGCACUUCACCGGCCCUUUUCUUGACAUGCCUACUUUUUGGGAGGCGGAGAUGAAAGGGCAGAGUUUCUUUUUAAGCCUCGAUAAGAAGGUGAUGGAGCGCAAUAGAGUUAUCCUGCGUAAAAGGUUGGAACAAUGGGUAACUACGGCAGCGGCACACCGCGAUUCUGUUCGGUACGUUGAGAUGCGGUAUUUGGACGAGAAGACGGUUCGUUUGAUUCUCAGGGACGCGAAUACCACCUUUUUGCAUCCCGAUCACCGCAAAAAAUUUGUUGCUUUUCUUGCUGCCAUGUACAAUGAGUUUGAGAUAUAUGAGCCGGCCAUGAGUUUCUUGGCUGGGCUCUUUAUGUUGGUUCUCAGUGAAGAGGAAGCUGCCACGGUGCUUCGUUUGGUUUUGAAUCUAAGAAUCCCUCCCAGCUGGGCGAUGGAGGUUGUCGGUUUUUCGGCCGCCUCCGUGCUUGUAGAAACUUUCCUGCAGUCGCCCCCUUCGUCGGGGAAAAAGCAGCUUGACUUGGGCGAGCACGCCAACCUGUAUACUCGUAUGCAGUCCGUGAUAAAAAUUCUUUGCGAGAAUGUGGUCAACGUGAGGGAGCUCUUUGGAUUUUUUGAUCUACUUAUUAAGGGGAACCAGGUUCUGUCUUUUUCCGGGCAUCAAUUAAAGUCGUAG